AUGAAGAACAUCAGCAACUUCCCCACAUCCACCGCACCAUCGACUGUCGACAUCUACAACCACAGCACCAGCUACGACUACAGCACCAGCUACGACUACAGCACCAGCAACAACCACAGCACCAGCUACAACCACAGCACCAGCAACAACCACAGCACCAGCUACGACGGACUCAUCAUCGAGAAAAUCUGGUUCAGCUUUGACAUCUUCAUCCUGAUCACUGCUCUCCCGGCCAACAGCGCCCUCCUGUGGCUGAUGCUCAAAUCCAGACACAACCUCUCCCCGUCUCAGCUCUUGGCCCUGAACAUCUCCAUCGUGGGCAGCGCAUACUGUCUGCUUCUACCUUUUGAAUUGUAUGCCGUUCUGAGCGGGAAUGACAAAGCUCUUGAGAACAUCUGGAGCUGGAUGGACAUUUUAAACGUGUUUGGAUGUCCUUUGUUCUUGACGCUGAUGUGCUUGGAGCGUUUCGUAGCUGUUGCGUUCCCGAUGACCUCAGCCACCAUCGCUGGACACGGGACCCGCGGCCUCCGGAGGACAAGAGACAGAGAGAACGGUUCCACGCCACCGCUUCGGCUCAGUCAGUAG
Molecule: messenger RNA, 585 nt
Organism: Knipowitschia caucasica
Lineage: Eukaryota; Metazoa; Chordata; Actinopteri; Gobiiformes; Gobiidae
Source: the annotation of a GenBank genome assembly